AAAGAUUAGGCUGGAAGUCAAGCUUGUUAAGGUGGCCCCAGAACUCCCGGCGGGAGGGCCCCUGCUGCAGCAAAGGGUCUCCAAGAAGAGAAACUCAGGUCAGCCCAGUCACCUCCUGGUUUCCUCUCCACUCUGGCCCCUCUACCCCGCAGGGUGCUGGCAGUCAACUGAGGAGGAGCCCCCUUAAAGAAGUGGGCGUGCAGGGAGCCGGAUAGCUGUGUGGCUAUAUAUCUGUGCAACGGUGGUCCUCUGGCUCAGAGAUGGCACUGACCAGGGAGCUGUAUGCCACCCCUGCCUCCAGGCUGGACUCCUUUGUGGCUCAAUGGCUGCAGCCCUACCAGGAGCAGAAAGUGGAGGUUCUGGAGGCUGUGCAGACUGUGCAACAAUUCCUGAGAGAAGAGCACUUUGAGGGCGACUGCGGACUGGAUGAGAAGGUUCGGGUGCUGAAGGUGCUCAAGGUAGGCUCCUUCGGGAAUGGCACAGCAGUCAGGAACAACUUGGAGGUAGAACUGGUGGCGUUCCUGAGCUGUUUCCACAGCUUCCAGCAAGAGGCCAAGCACCACCAAGACAUUCUGAGUCUGAUAUGGAAGAAGCUGUUGUGUUGCCAGGAUCUGCUGGCCCUUGGGCUCAAGGACGUGGAAAUCACCCAGGGAGACCCCGAUGCUCUUGUCUUCACCAUUGAGACCAGGAGGACGGCAGAGCCCAUCACUGUCACCAUCGUGCCUGCCUAUAGGGCCCUGGGGCCUUCUGUUUCCAACACUCAGCCACAUCCUGAGGUCUAUGUGAGUCUGAUUGAGGCCCAGGGUUACCCUGGAUAUUUCUCCCCAUCCUUCAGCGAGCUGCAGAGAAACUUCGUGAAAUAUCGGCCAACCAAGCUGAAGAGCCUCCUCCGGCUAGUAAAGCACUGGUACCUGCAGUACGUGAAAGCCAAGUGCCCCAGGGCCACGCUGCCCCCUGACUAUGCCCUCGAGCUGCUGACCAUCUACGCCUGGGAGAUGGGUACUCAGGAAAAUGAGAAUUUCAGGCUGGAUAAAGGCUUCACCUCAGUGAUGGAACUACUCCAGGAGUUUAAGUUCCUCUGCAUCUACUGGACCAAGUACUACACAUUCCAGAACCCAGUCAUCAAGGAUUUUGUCAGAAAACAGCUCAAAAGAGACAGGCCCAUCAUCUUGGAUCCAGCCGAUCCCACCCACAAUGUGGCAGAAGGAUACAGAUGGGACAUAGUCGCGGAGAGGGCCUCCCAGUGCCUGAAACAGAACUGUUGCUAUGACAACAAGGAGAACCCAGUUCCCAGCUGGAAUGUGAAGAGGACACGAGACAUCCAAGUGACAGUGGGACAGUGGGGUUACUCAGAUUUGAUUCUUACGGUGAACCCUUAUGAGCCCAUAAGGAAGAUCCAAGAGAAGAUCUGGGAGAGCCAGGGGACCUUGGCCCUGAAGCGUCUGUCCUUCCAGGAGCCUGGUGGCAAGCGACAGCUCCUCAGUAACCAGUGCUCCUUGGCCUAUUACGGCAUCUUCUCCAACAUUCGUCUCUGUCUGGUGGAGGCCACCUCCCACGAGAUCCAGGUAUUUGUGAAGAAUCCUGAUGGGGGGAGCCAUGCCUAUGGCAUUGAUCCCAAAAGCUUCAUCCUAGGCCUGAAGCACCAGAUUGAAGACCAGCAGGGGCUGCCCAGAAAAAAGCAGCAGCUGCAGUUCCAAGGUCAAGUUCUGCAGGAUUGGUCAUCUUUGUGCAGCUAUGGGAUCCAGGACGGUGACACCCUUAUCCUCUCCAAGAAGAAAGCUGAAAGCUUUCCAUUUCUGCCCCACUAAUCUGGGACUCAGCAUAUCAGCCACUUCCUCCAGCUCUCACCUGGGGAGGUGCCAUGUCUUCACCAGCUUUGUAAAUAGUUAGCUUAGCCCUGCAAGUGGGAGAAUGAGGAGGGAUGUGAGACAUUUCGUAUACAAUGGACAAUGGCCAGACCACAUAUGACGAUAGGAUUCUGACCCACACAACCUCUGCAGUCCCCAGCCCAGGAAGCCAAACCACCACCUUCGCAGCAAUCUACCCCCAGUCAUCAGGACUUGGUCACUAACUGCCUAAUUCCACUGCACUUCCAACAUAGAGCCAAUCAGAAAAAGGCAAAUAAGUUCCCUAACCAAUCACAGAGGACAGCCUGCUUCUAGUUAGCCACCUACUGCUUCCCCAUGCCAACAGCUUCAAUCAAGAAGUGAAGAGAAACCUCCUCUUUUUUCCACUAUAAAGCUUUCUCUGUCUUGGAGUCUCUGCCAAUUUGCAGGGAACAGUGGCUGGCUCCCUUGUAAUAGAAAGCUAGAAAUAAAUAAUCUUUGUUUAAUCUC
This is a messenger RNA of Mustela lutreola (European mink), 2336 nucleotides long. RefSeq names its product 2'-5'-oligoadenylate synthase-like protein. The transcript is spliced from 6 exons. Bases 261 to 1808 code for a protein of 515 amino acids. NCBI's taxonomy places the organism in Eukaryota, Metazoa, Chordata, Mammalia, Carnivora, Mustelidae. Gene Ontology annotation, cellular component: membrane; nucleoplasm; cytosol. Gene Ontology annotation, molecular function: protein binding; double-stranded RNA binding; nucleotidyltransferase activity. Gene Ontology annotation, biological process: negative regulation of viral genome replication; defense response to virus; regulation of ribonuclease activity. The record is from RefSeq and is a predicted model, not a curated record.